Messenger RNA from Aplysia californica (California sea hare), 1581 nucleotides. RefSeq names its product T-box-containing protein TBX6L. Gene Ontology annotation, molecular function: RNA polymerase II cis-regulatory region sequence-specific DNA binding; DNA-binding transcription factor activity, RNA polymerase II-specific. NCBI's taxonomy places the organism in Eukaryota, Metazoa, Mollusca, Gastropoda, Aplysiida, Aplysiidae. Gene Ontology annotation, cellular component: nucleus. The record is from RefSeq and is a predicted model, not a curated record. Gene Ontology annotation, biological process: regulation of transcription by RNA polymerase II; cell fate specification; positive regulation of DNA-templated transcription.
CGCUCCCUUCAGUCAGUUCUUUCUGGGUGGCUUGCCUUGCCGUUCACGACGACUAUCAUCGGACGUGUCGUUUUCCGGUGUUCUCAGUUUGACUUCUGCAGCCAGCACCUGUCAAUUGCAGCGGCCCCACUUCGUUCGGCGUGUGUGUCUGUGUGGAUGUGUGGAUGCCCACACAAGUAAGAUAGUAAGAAGCACCCCGAGAGAGAGAGCGACAAUAUUAGUGAAAAGACAACUUUGCGCACCGCUGACUUGGAUUUUUCGCAGCCUUUUUGCAACAAUUUUGGUUGAUGCUUUUUUGCUUUUUUUCCCGCGUCCGCCUGGGUUUUAGCAGAACAAUGUUAUGAACUAUGAUGACGAUGAUCUGCCGGCGAUUUGGGGAGAUUACUAGAGAAGGUGUCUAGUCGUGCGCCUGCCUGACUGGGAUUUUUCACACUGGAUUUUUCCGGGAUUUUCCUCAUUUUCAAGCAACACUGUGGUGAUCCAGAGCUAUCAGCGAACUGAGUGAGUCAAGAAUGUCACUACUGACCCCAGGCCGUGAGUAGUUCAUACACGUGAGGGGAACGAACACACUGGGACGUCUUCUUCUUCUUCUUCUUCUGUUGGCACUGCUGUGAGUUAUCCAAUUUCUGGCUCAACGAAGUGUCGGUCGAAUUUCUGAUUUUGAGUUAGUGUUGAAUCCCUGAGUCUGUGCGUUGUGUCGAAUUUCUGACUCUGCAAACGUCGAAUCCUUGAGUCUGUGCGUUGUGUCGAAUUUCUGACUCUGCGAACGUCGAAUUUCUCAUUCUUCGUAGCGUCGAAUUUCUGAUUCUGCACCGUGUCGUCGAAUUCUGGGCUCAACUUUGUGUUGAUUUACUACUUUUGCUUGCGUAGUGUCGAAUUUCUCAAACGCGGGAUUCAAACAGCACUACAGUAAUUGACUUGAAAGACUCGCUUGUGGAUUUUUGCCUGUGUUUCUGUACUUGAGCAAGCGGCAUUCGAAGGACGCACAAGAGUUGAUUAUAUCUAUCUGCUGUCGAAAACGACGUAACAUUCUUGCUGAGUUUUUUAAAUUUUAUUUAGGCCUUCCAAAACUGGGAUCGUUUGUGAUAGAUCUACUUGAUUUUGGUUUUAUGGUUUAAUGUUUGAAAAGAAAGAUAUACUUUAACAAGAACAAGAGGAAGAUUUCUCGCCGAGUUGAGUAAAAACAACGAAGAACAAACGGGGAAACGGUCAUACAGUACAGAGGCGUUGACCCAAAGGAGAGGGACGGACGAGAAAAGCAGGUUGUGUUAUCUCAAGUGUAAAAGCCGUAGAUCUAUGUGAGAAGAUUCGAACCCGGACUGCCCAUGCACCACCCAAGCUACUACCCCUCCCAGGCCAGCAGCGCUGUGUCGCCCUUCUCCUCAUCGCCGCAUACUGGGUAGGUCAAGGUCAACAGUUUGGCGGGUACCACCACCUGAGCUCACCUGACCACAAGCGGGUGCUGUCCAGUGGCCAGUCAGACACGGUAGACAAGAACAUCAAAGUGACCUUAGAGAACAGAGACUUGUGGGGAAAGUUCCAUUCGUUGGGCACCGAGAUGAUCAUAACCAAGACAGGCCG